GUAUCACGAACCGCACGCAUAAAAUGGGAAAGUGCAUGUCGCAGAGACUUAUACUUGGAUGCAGCCGUGCGAAUCAGCCGUGUUGAUAAUCGCCUUGGUUACGCAUAUCUUUCCUUGCAUUUUCACGACUAAUCACAAGCACACUAUCUUUUCACUUUCAGUCUUUUUCUGUCCAUAGCUUCGCGUUAUCUCUACCCAUAUACACACUUCUCAGCUUGAACGCCUUUCUUUUUCACUCACUGCAAACCCUUGUCAUCAUCACAAAUGGAGGCAACUCAGGAAUCAACCCAGCCGUGUACGGACCCUCGCCGUGCUGGCUACAACAACUCCGGUCUUCUUGAAGAUGAUAUGACGGACAUCAUCUGUAUCUUACACCCCAACUCGCCUGCAGCGCACGAAGCCGUGGCAGCGACCGCCCGCCAAAGUCCCCAGCACAUUCUGCAAAGACACGCAUUAGACUAUAAAUGUUCUGAUACUGCUGCCUUGGACUUCGCUCUUCGCCUAUCAUCCCAAGUACGCGACCCAUGUGCCGGCUUCUACUUCGGACGAAACCCAGCCCGCUGCGACCUUCUGCUCACAGCACAGGGCAAUAUGGGACGAAUCUCCAACACACACUGUCGUAUCUUCUUGACCCAGGACGGCAUUCUCAUGCUUGAGGAUACCUCUACCAAUGGUACGAUAGUGGACAACUGCCGUCUCCGGAAGACUCAGAAAGAGAAAAGCCGCAUGCUAGUCAAUGGUUCGGUGAUCCAAGUCAUGAAUGGUGACCACGCCUCGGAUGAGGUUCGGUUCAUUGUCCGCAUGCCCUCCCGGGAUGGUUACAUGAUGCAGUACACGGAAAACAUACUACGCUACUUCGAGCAGAUCUCGAAGCUUCAGCCUCAACAGCCCGGCAGGACUCAGCGUAAUCCUCGCGCGACACCCGCACCGGCCUUACAGUUGUCAGGCUCCAAUACCUACGGGAUGCACUGGUCUGGAGGAUCAACAUACAAUGUCACCGGUCAGAUUGGAAAAGGCGCCUUUGCAACAGUCUAUAAGCUCGCGACAAAGCAGCAUGGAGCUGUGUAUGCCGCCAAAGAGCUCGACAAGCGACGAUUCAUGAAAAACGGCAUACUCGACAAGAAAGUUGAUAAUGAGAUGCAAAUCAUGAGAGACUUGAAACAUCCUAACAUUGUACAAUACAUCGACCACUAUGAACACGAGCGUUGGAUUUACAUCAUCAUGGAGUACGUCCCUUGCGGCGAGUUGUCAACCUACUUACAGUCGCAUGGCAAGAUCCAAGAGGACAUGGUGAAACCUAUGGCCCGUCAGAUCUUGCAUGCAUUGCAGUAUUUACACGCCCGCAAGAUCACACACCGUGACAUCAAACCUGACAAUAUCCUGAUAUCUUCUUUCGAUCCACUAAGGGUCAAGUUGUCAGACUUUGGUCUCUCAAAAGUCGUCCAGGAAGAGACAUUCUUAAGGACCUUCUGCGGUACCCUGCUCUAUUGCGCCCCCGAGGUUUAUCCUGAAUAUGAGACAUACCGGCGAGGAGAGAUCAAGAAGCGGCGUAGGUUGGGCGAUCCGCCUCCGAAAACGUCUCCUUACGGUCAAUCUGUCGAUAUGUGGUCGCUGGGCGCAGUCCUCUUCCACUUACUCGCCGGUGUCCCUCCGUUCGCUCCGAGGGGCGAUGACAGGGGAGCCCAGAUGCUUAGAAUCAUCAUGACCGAGGAUGCCGAUUACUCCCUGCUGCGUGCAGCGGGAGUCUCAGAAGAUGGCGUCGACUUUGUUGCUCAACUCUUGACUCGUGAUCCCCAUUCUCGACCGAAUCAGAAGCAAUGUUUCCAGCAUCCAUGGAUUGCAAAUAUCCCCGAUCUUGACGAAUACGAGGACGAGGAGGUCAACCCUGAUGUCCUCGAGGAGCUUUCAGACAUCGGGGAAGAUGUGGAGGACGAGCUAGACGCAUCUCAGCUUUCGCUCAACGAAAAUGCGGUACGAAUCCUAGAUGAAGAGGGGGACGACCUGGCUCAAUCCAAGAAAAUAAAACUGGAUUACCCCCCUGCCAAUAUCCAUUACCCGUCGCUUCCGGAGAUAGAAAGCUUCGCGUCCCUUCAGCCAGUGGCACAAUCUACCCCGAAACGCCUGUUUGGUGAGAUCACGCCGUCGGUUCUCCACAGUUCCCACGCGUUGGGGGAAAAUGUGGACGCGUUCGAGGGCGAUGAUUACAGCAUCCGUGACUUUGUGUCUUCAACUGGUGAGUCGAUGAUAAGCGACGGCAACAGCCUAUUUUCUAUCCUCUCCCUCCCGGAAAACCCCAUUGCCGGAUCUGCACCUAGCUUGAUGGGAGCUGAGAAACUUAUUGGGCAGCUGAACGUGAACUCACGCGACCCUGGCACAUCGAGUCCCAUUCCCCAGGGCGCCGAGGCACAGGAACCGCCAACUAAAGCGAACAUAGGCGACCCGGUCAAGCAACCUUCGAGCACAAAACAGCGGACCAAUGUUGUUGAGGAGACCCCCAAGCCUUCGGCCAUAUUCAGUCGACGGAUAGAGCUGCCAAUGCCUGACACUGCCAGUGAGAGUUCAAGUCCGGAGCCUUUCUCCAAGCAAAAGACUCAAGAGCCCGAGGCUCAAAGCGGAGAAGUGGACAUUUUCAGUAUCGAACUGGCCAAUACCAUCGAUGCCAAAACAGGGAAGCAGCUUCCAGACAUAAGCAAGAGACCAGAACCUCCGGAGCCGCCUGCAGAACCUGAUCCUGGACCGGAUGAUGUGCCACUCCAACUUCCGCGGCCUAUGCCUCGACGGAAAGAGUCUCGGCUUCUCCUUGGCAAGUUGAGUACCCUGCCUGGCUCAAUAUUCGACCUCACCCUUCGCCUGGAGAACCGGAUGACUUCAUGGGGUCGCGGGCCUCAAGCAACCAUCUGUUACCCCGACCCAAUGGACACACGGGUUCCUGCCUAUGCCUUGGAGGUCACUUUCUGGGCGCCGGCCAUCGAAGCCAAAAUUGCCGAAGGCAAAGACUGGCUGACUGUGCCCGGGGUAAUGGCCAUUCUAUCCACCAAAACACGCAAAUGUAUCUGGGUGAACGGCACUGAGCUGCGACGUGGGCCUGAGGGGGACAAGAACAAUCGGGAGGGUUUCCACUUCGGCAAGCUUUAUACCGGCGACGUCAUCACUAUUUGGCAACAUCGAAACAAGUUCUUGAAGUUCGAAUGCGAGUUUUAUCAUGGAGACAGCGCGCGUCCGCGACCCGAGGCCGAGAAGGGGUUCGCAGUGCGCAAGGUGCUGAUGCCUAAGGAGAAGGCCGCUAAUCAACUUCCGGUGCUGAAAGACUAUGGAAAGAAGUAAGAAGGCUCUUGCUUGGCCGAGUCGGAUAGAAACAAAGGUGACCACCAUGGGUGUCUUAUAUAAUCGUUUUGGAAAGCUGUGACUU
Messenger RNA from Aspergillus japonicus CBS 114.51, 3409 nucleotides. RefSeq names its product serine/threonine-protein kinase. Gene Ontology annotation, biological process: autophagy; peptidyl-serine phosphorylation. Gene Ontology annotation, cellular component: cytoplasm. Bases 265 to 3324 code for a protein of 1019 amino acids. The transcript is spliced from 3 exons. Lineage: Eukaryota; Fungi; Ascomycota; Eurotiomycetes; Eurotiales; Aspergillaceae. The record is from RefSeq and is a predicted model, not a curated record. Gene Ontology annotation, molecular function: protein binding; ATP binding; protein serine/threonine kinase activity.